CCCAAGGCGGGGCCAGACCCGGAAGCAGGCGGGCUGGUGCCCGGCGUCAGCGGACUGACCCCCUAACCCUGGCCUUGCGAGGGGAGCACCAUGGAGGAGGCUCAUCGGGAGCUCUUCCAGCAGAACCGCCUGCGCCUGGUGAGGGAGCUGCAGGUGGAGCCGCUGUGGGACCUGAUGCUGGACAGGGAGCUGUUCACUCGCGACAUGAUUGAGGACAUCCAGAGGGCUGGUACUCGGAGAGACCAGGCUAGGCAGUUAAUCACAGAUAUUCAGACACGAGGGAAGCGUGCCCUUCCUCUGUUCAUCUCCUGCCUGGAAGACACCGGCCAAUUGGCUCUAGCAGCUCUCCUCCGUGAAAGUAACACAACCCAGCAAUUGGACCCUAUUGAUAUCAAACCGGUUGAAAUGAUCACAUCUGGGGCACCAAACAAUACUUCUGGGAAGCUUCCCGUGAGACCACCGCUUCCAGGCUCCCAUACCCACAAAAAAGAAGACCGAAGGGCAUCAGACGUAGCACAGGGUGCUGUGGGCCCCACAGAGACCAAAAGUAGGAGAAACACUGGUAUGGCUGGACAGGUGUAUCCUCUAAACUCAGACCCAUGCGGCUACUGCCUCAUCAUCAACAAUGUGGACUUCCAUGCUUCCUCGGGCCUCUCUGUCCGUACAGGCUCCAACAUCGACUGUGAAAAGAUGGAGAAACGCUUCCAAUCGCUGCAUUUCGCCGUGGAGGUCGAGUGGAAUCUGAGUGCAAGGGAAAUGGGAGCCACCUUGCAGAGGCUGGCCGCAAGGGACCACAGCGCCAUGGACUGCUGUGCAGUGGUCAUCCUGUCUCACGGCUGUCAGGCCAGUCAUAUCCAGUUUCCCGGAGCCAUCCACGGCACAGAUGGAGCCUCUAUCUCAGUGGAGAGGAUUGUGAACCUCUUCAGUGGGUCCAGAUGCCCCAGCUUGGGAGGGAAGCCCAAGCUUUUCUUUAUCCAGGCCUGUGGUGGGGAUCAGAGAGACCGUGGAUUCCAGAUGUCUUUUGAUACCCCUGAGGCCAAGUCUCCUUACAGCAACCCCGAGACAGAUGCCAACCCUUUUCAAAAAAGCUUCGAUCAGCCAGAUGCUGUGGCCAGCUUACCGACACCCAGUGACAUCUUGGUGUCCUAUUCCACCUUUCCUGGUUUUGUCUCCUGGAGAGAUAAGGCGCAUGGUUCAUGGUACAUAGAGACCCUGGAUAGAGUCUUGGAGGUGUGGGCGGAUUCUGAAGAUUUACUGAGUAUUCUUCUCAUGGUGUCUAAUGCUGUGUCUGCCAAAGGGAUAUUCAAACAGAUUCCUGGUUGUUUUAAUUUCCUCCGGAAAAGAUUUUUCUUUAAAACCAAGUGAGGAUGACUACGACUUUUCUUUCCUCCUACUUGAAACACUGUUCUUUUUGUUUGGAAGCGGCCGCAGGCAAGGGCUCUGGGUUUUCCUGCCUAGGAAUGGGUGGCCUCUCCUACCACCCCCUGAAAAACUUCCUUUGGUUUGUUACAUGUGUCACUGAUCCUGGAGCCAUUGGAGAUAGUGGCUUCUUGGCCUUUGCCCCAUCAGCAGCAGUAGGUCCAGUGAUGGGCAGAGCCAGAGAUUAAAAGGAGUGGAGGAAGAAAAGGACCAUGGACGUUAAUGCCCAGCAUAGUGUGUCUGGCUAGCUGGGUGACUUGGUGUCUUUAGAAUUGGGGGCUUCAGACACUCCAGGAAGUCUUAACUCCUCCAUAAGUAAGACGGGUGCUACCAGAUCCUAGAGAAUGGAAAUCUCAAAACUUGAAAAAAUACUUUAGAAAUGGCUUGUUUUUUCUACUGUUUGUAGUUUUCAUAAAAAAAAAAAAGAAUUCUUCUAUAAAUUCUAA
Messenger RNA from Dromiciops gliroides (monito del monte), 1865 nucleotides. RefSeq names its product caspase 9 (gene CASP9). The record is from RefSeq and is a predicted model, not a curated record. The coding region runs from base 91 to 1365 and encodes 424 amino acids. Gene Ontology annotation, biological process: regulation of apoptotic process; proteolysis. Gene Ontology annotation, molecular function: cysteine-type endopeptidase activity. Lineage: Eukaryota; Metazoa; Chordata; Mammalia; Microbiotheria; Microbiotheriidae. The transcript has 10 exons.